Messenger RNA from Anthostomella pinea, 2520 nucleotides. NCBI's taxonomy places the organism in Eukaryota, Fungi, Ascomycota, Sordariomycetes, Xylariales, Xylariaceae. The record is from the annotation of a GenBank genome assembly.
AUGUCGACUCCGACAGAAAAGUCCGCCGAAGCUGGUAAUCGUGGCAAUGGGUGCUAUCGGAAAGGCCUCUUCGAUCAGGCUACGAAAGCAUACUUCGAGGCCUUGAGGCUCGCGCCGAACCAUCAUGCACCGCUAGGCAACCUUGCGGCCGUGCAGUUUGAGCUGGGUAACUACACUAUAUCUGCCUUGUAUUCCGAGAAGGCUCUACGGCUACUCAACGAUGUCGAAGACAUCGACCCGAGGAAGCAGAAGUUAAUUCUGAGACUGGCAAGAGCCUACGCUCUCAGCAGUGGCCUGGAUAAUGCCACCACUGCCGUGGCUAGGUUGGCGCCUGGCGCAGAGAAAGAGGCUAUGGAGUCUUGUGUUGCCAUGCAACCGCCACCUCAGGAUGUCACGAACCUUCGAACCAAGGUAUUGGAUGAAGUUCCGAGAACCAAACCCGCCUGGGACGAACCAGAGUUCUACGCCGUCGGUCAUGACAACGCCGAAGCUGUCUACGAUGAUGCGAUAGCACCUUCGACAUCACAGGAGCUGUCAUGGAUGUUCGCCGGCGUUGGUGACGCUCGCAAUUUCUACCGCACACUCAUCGCGAUUCCCAACGGAGAGGACCGGACUGGUCGUAAAAGGCGUUACCACUUCACUUUGCUGGACCUCAAGCCGACCGUCUUUGCCCGGAAUCUGGUCAUAUUGGAGCUUCUGUCUGACUUUGAGUCUAUCCUGCAAGCCAAGGAAGCGCUCGCGUGCUUGAUCUAUGUCUUCGGCUGCCAGAUCAUGCCCCCUUUUGCGUACACCAAGCUUCAGGAAACGAUAGCCACGGUUCUCCGGAAGCUUGACGGUGGGAAGCCAGUGGCUAGCUGGAUUUAUGUUGCUGAAUCUCAGCACGCAGCCAUCCGCCAUCACUUGAGCGUGUGGCAGCAGAACCUUCGUGGCAAAUACUGCACCAGCAAGUUUCGCAGAGACGAUGAGGUCUUUGACAAAUUCGGCUUCAUGGUCCCGAAAGACGCCCUCCUUCGUGAGCAUGAAAGCGAGCUCAGCAAGCUGUUGGAUGAUUACAAGAGAGGUAACAAGGGUGCCUCGAAGGCGAUCGAGGAAUACAUCGACAACCACUGGCGGCCCAAUGUCACCUUGGUCGACGGCGACUUUCAGGACAUCGUUGACCCUGAUGGCAUCCUAGGCCCAGAAAUGCCUAUGCAUCCUGUCCUCCUCUUCCAUAAACUACACCCAGCGGAGGUCGAAGACACCGUUCACGCUGCGGGUGGCGGAAGUUUCAUGCAAUGUUUCGAGGUCUUCUUCCGAUGCGGUGCCUUCUCAUUGUAUCAGCUGCAAUCCAGAAUUACUGAUGAGACUGUUGUGGGUGAAUUGAAUGACUGCCUCGAACGGCUCCGAUACGAUGCUCUUCAGCAACAGCAUGAGAGCAAGCAAGGCACGAUGGACCCGAAUGUCUUCCCGAAGACCUACGAUCGCAUCCACCUUAGUAAUAUCCCUGACUACGACGGGUGUCCCUUGAGCUCAUUCCUCUACACGAUGCCAGUGCUGAAGGCAAAGUCGAGCCUCAGUGCCUGUGUGCUCCUCAACAACCACGCAUUCGAUGACUACCAACAUCUGCUCUCAGAGUACACAUUACUGGACAAUCUCAAGUCCAUCGAGGACAACUUCCGCGUUGAGCUGCGCGAGGACUCGCCGUCGAUCAGGGACUGGGAAGAAAUGGAGAUGAGUGACUACACGAACUGGGCCAAGGUCUCACCGUCGGUACUGGCCCUCGAGAAGCGUAUGUCGAAGGGUAAGCUAGAGAACUUCAUCCACCGUCAUCUCCUCAAGGUCUUGCUCCCCUAUAAGAGAGACCCGCUCGACGGGGAGUGCGUGCUCAUCGCCCACCUGCAUUCGGUCGGCUAUCCGGGCCACUGGCUGAGCUCUGUCCUCGAGGGUAUAUUCGAGGGCACUUUCACAACCACAGUCAGAGCUCCGCGACAAGCAGUCGACGACCCUGGUUCAGUUACCAACGCCUACCCAUCCGCCACCAUCAGCAUCAAGCCUUGGCUCGCCGAGCUCGCCACCCUCGGCACCAUCUGGCAAAGCCUCCUUCCCUUCGGACUCCUGAUUCCCAACUCCCUACUCCCUUCACGCGACUCGAUUCGGAAGUACACCAUUUCAUUCCCGCCCGGCGACGUCGAAGCGCCGCACCGUCCGCACUUCGUCCUCGUUUUCUGGAGCCAGGCCGCAGCAGGUGCUCCGCCAACCUCCUCCGGUCUUCGCCAGACUCUCUUAGACGACGAGCAGGGCGACCGUUCCGAAAAGGCCAGGAGCGUGCGCGAGUCUGGGAUUCGCGUGUUGACGACUUACAAGUGGGUCACUAAGACGGCAACGGCUUCGUUCUGGCUGAGGAGCGACGAGGUGGAGAUGAUGAUGAGGGAGGCGGGUAGCUGGUCCGCGGCUGUCUGGAGGGUGGAUAGCUGGGAGCGGGUCACGGCCUGGGUUGGGGUCUCGGAAAAGAUUGUGGAGGGUGAGGGGUGGGUUGACUGA